This is a messenger RNA of Triticum aestivum (bread wheat), 2126 nucleotides long. RefSeq lists its product as uncharacterized. Bases 813 to 1334 code for a protein of 173 amino acids. The transcript is spliced from 4 exons. NCBI's taxonomy places the organism in Eukaryota, Viridiplantae, Streptophyta, Magnoliopsida, Poales, Poaceae. The record is from RefSeq and is a predicted model, not a curated record.
GUCUUCUCCUCCUCAUCGCCUCCUUUAUCCUAUGGCUCCUCUCCUCUUCUCCUCCCCUCCCCUCUUCUCCUCUCCCCUGUAGAGGCGCGACACCGGUGAGUGCUCCCGGCGUUGAAGGCGAGGGCGGCGGGGUAGUUCGUGUCAACGUGGAGCUGUUGGAUCUUGUUCCCCUUCUUGUCUUUUCUUCUCCAGAGUUGGUGGCGAAAGGAUUGAUCUCGGGGAGAAUGUUAUCUUGUGAGUAGUCAAUAUGGUUGGAAUGUUGAAAGGUCAUGAAGUUCUGGUACCUCUUAAGACUUGGUUCUCAACUCUCAGGUUUAGCAAGGCUCUAAAAAAGCUGACCCCAACGCAGAUAGGUUUUGUUCACAAAUAUGAUCUACAUAACCUAUUGCUUAUCCGUGAGCACUUUAGUGUGCUGAUUAACGUGUUGCAAUGGGUGCUUGAUCAUAUGGACUAUGCGGGGGUUGGCAUUCUUCGGUAGAAGAAGAAAGUUAUUCACAUUAGGAGGGAGAUGGUAACUCAGGUUUUUGGGAUUCGUUCUGGAGUUGAACCUUUUCCUGAGUAUGGCUGAUCCAUUAGCCGAGGAGAGAGUUCAGGAGUUGCGGGCAUAUUACCAAUGUGGUGGGAAAGAUAUUGCUAUAAAGAACAUAAUCAUGCUCAUGGAGAAGGAUGAAAAUGAAGAAAGUUUCAUUUGUAGCUUUUUGUUCCUCUUCUUUACAUGUAUCUUUUGCCCAACCACACAUAAUUAGGCCUAUUGGAAGUUUCUCUACGGCUUGCAUGACAUUUCAAAGAUUAAGUCAUAUGAUUUGGCUACAAUGUGUAUUGAUCACUUGUCAAAGGAGAUAGUCAAGCACCAUGAGAAAUUGCUUGAUGAUUGGUUUCGAAUAGUUCGAAGGGAUCCCGAGGAUGAAACUGGUCCUGAUCAAAUGUUUGUGGGAGGGUGUUUGCCGCUAGUUGCGAUAUUGUACAUGCAUUUCCUUGAUCUUAAGGUUGCUGCACGGAAACGAAAGAUUGACUAUAGUGUCCCAAGAAUAGCUCAUAUCAAGAAUCAGGACUUUGAUUUUGUUUAUUUGGUUGACAUGAAGCAUGAUCGUGUAAAGAAGCUAAAAUUUGGUGCAAUGCCAUUCAAAGAUAUUUCUGAGGCCCCAUACAGUGUGCGUGCAUUGAUACUGACAGAAGAAAAGUGGCUUAAAUUGGAUGCCAAUGCUACUCAGGUUGAUGAUAACAACCUUGGUCGGUGUAGCAAGUCUGUUCCAGGAGGAAUGCCAUAUGCUUCAAAAGAGAGACUAAUUCUUCUGUCUUGUUUUUACUUUUUCUCUUCUGUCUUGUUCAUAUAGGUUUCUUUUUGUGGUAUGCUUGUACUUUUUUAGUAUUAAAAUGUGUUUUUUGGUCUCUGUCACUGUAGGUGUUGGAGUUAAUGUCUGAGGUUGUCUCGAAGCAUGAGAAGUUAUGGAAGAUAGCUCAUGAGAAACAUGUGUCUGGGUUGCUAGUAGAACUUAGAUCAGUUGUGUCGUCCUGUUUUGCAGAGAGUGGUGAAUGUUCAAUUCAGGCUUCAGAAUCUGCAAGGUCUAGUUGCUCAGGUAAAUGUUGGAAAAGAUGCUCGAGCGGCCUUUCCGCAAGGAAUUCAAGGUUCACCUAGGAUGUCUAAUGUUGAUCAAGAUGUUGCAAUGCCCUCUGCUGAAGGAGUUCAUAUUUCACCUUCGAGGCUUAUUCCUGAUCAAGUUGGUACACCACAGCGAGUUCAGGACAAUCAGUCAGGACCUAGUCCAGUGAGUGUCAUCAACAUUGCAUCCACAACCGUUACUAAGAUUGCCCCUCAUGAAGUUGAAGUGAGAGAUCAUGUUGGAGGGUGCACUAACAUAGCAAUGAGCAAUGAAAAUGAAAAUGAAGAUGCCCCCUGAAGACACCUUGAAGUUGUUGUCUGCCGUUGAACGUAAGCAUGCAGAUGUUUUAUGAUUUUUUAUAGUUUCUGUUUUAGAUUUUUGUCCUCUUCACUAUUUUCUUUCAAUCUAACCUAUUCGAUUUCUUCUUGUGUUUCUGUCGUGUGUUCUACAUUGUGUGGGGUUGGUAUUAUGUAGCGAGUCAUGGAAGUGAAGAUGAUUGCACCCCUCAAGAUGCUUUUAAGUUUU